AUGCAGAACAACAGGGAAUCACAAACUCUCAGCUGGGCUGACAUGAUGGAGAUGGAGGACCAGGCUGUUGAGAUGAUCAGCACCAUGCCAGGAGCUGAACCAAGCUGCAAGCAAAACCAGAACAAGAGGGAAUCACAAACUCUCAGCUGGGGUGACAUGAUGGAGAUGGAGGACCAGGCUGUUGAGAUGAUCAACACCAUGCCAGGAACUGAACCAAGCUGCCAGCAAAACCAACGCCGGCAGCCCCCGGCUCAGCUACCAGCGCAAGAUCACAGGACCCCUCACCAAAGACAGCAAGGAGGUCACCAGGUGAUCCACCAGGCCUCCUAUCAAAGACCACGUGGGGGACAUCAGGUCAAUCACCAGGCCCCCUACCACAGGCAGCAGAGAAGCCAUCAGGUUUACCACCAAAACCACCAGGCCUCCUAUCAAAGACCACGUGGGGGACAUCAGGUCAAUCACCAGGCCCCCUACCACAGGCAGCAGAGAAGCCAUCAGGUUUACCACCAAAACCACCAGGCCUCCUAUCAAACACCACGUGGGGGACAUCAGGUCAAUCACCAGACCCCCAACCACAGGCAGCAGAGAAGCCAUCAGGUUUACCACCAAAACCACCAGGCUCCCUACUACCAAGAACACCAGGCACGCACUCCCCCCGCAUGGCAGGUGGAGGAGCAGGCCAAUCAUGCAGAGGCACAAGACAUGGCUAGAGUGCAAAAACUUGAAGAUCAGGUCGCAUCUCUGAGAAAGAACCUUGAUAAUGAAAGACAGAGGGCCUCUUCCUUCCAACAACAACGGGAGGUAAGUAGGAAUACGUUUCAGGUUCUCCUCAGAAAGGAAAGGAAGCAAGUUCGGGAUCUGUAUGCUGCGAAAUGUUCUCUGGAAGAGCAGGUGAAAAAACUGCAAGAAGAUGCAUACAGUAGAGCUAUGGAGGGAUCCAAGAACACAGAGAAGAUCCAAGAGCUCAAUGACCUGGUAUCAUCUUUGAGCAACAAGCUGGAGGCUGAGAUGCUGAAGACUGGCAACCUCCAGACACAGCUGGAUGAGGCCAAGCUUCAGCUUCUUGAGGAAAAUAACCAAGAACUGCAGCUGGAUGAUGGAAUGGAUGAAGAAAAGGACAUUCUGGAGACCAAAGAUGAUCUGCUAAUGGAAACGUCAGAAAAUGAAGAUCAAGGGGAGACGUUUGAAGUCACUGGCGAGGACAUCAGAGAGCCCUCCCCUGAACUGGACAACACUUUGGUGGACAGCGAAGAAGACGGUCCACAUACGGUUCAGGAGACACGUGAGAUGACCUUACCAACACCUGAGGUCAUCGCAGAAGCAACUGAACUGGAGUCCAUCUCACUGUGGAGGAGGUUCAAAAAGGCCAUGACUCCCAAACAUCGCCGCAAAUACAAGAGGCAGAGGCAGGACUGA
Xyrichtys novacula (pearly razorfish) is the source of this 1416-nucleotide messenger RNA. Lineage: Eukaryota; Metazoa; Chordata; Actinopteri; Labriformes; Labridae. The record is from the annotation of a GenBank genome assembly.